GGAAAAGUUGGGAAAAGUACGGACCAUGAGGAGAUUUUGUUUUGAGGCUAGGAAGAAGAUAUGUGAUUCAAGUAUUGACGAAUUGAGUAUUUUAGACGCAUAUUUAUGAUAAUAAAACAGAGCAUAACAUUACGUGUGACAGUAUAAUUUAAUAUCAUAACAUUGGUGACCCCGCCGAGAACGUAUUGUUUACAAAAUACAAAGCACAGCCGUCAAAAGGAACGAUGCAAAGGGACGCUAUAGUUGACAUUCCAGAAGCCGGAAACGUCGAAGAAACGGUCGAAUCACUACGAACGCAGAUGGCAGCCAUGCAAGCUGCCAUUGAAGGACAAUCAUCAUCGUCAUUUUUUCGCCCAAAAUCCUUCAGUGGGUUUUCGUAUGAGGAUAUUACCGACUUUAUCGAAAGAUUUGAACGAUACAGCAAGUUUUAUAAUUGGACAAACGCCAAGAAACUGUCUGCAUUAAUGCUAUUGUUUGAAGGCCCAGCGUUGGCAUGGCUACAUACGGUACCAGACGAGACAAGGAACAAUUAUGCUAGUCUAAUAACGGCCCUUCGACAGCGAUUUGCUUCACCAAACGAAGAGUUCCUUCAGAGACAACAAUUAAAUGACCGAAAGCAAGGUAAGAGCGAAAGCCUUAACAGUUACACAGAGGACAUUAUUCGUAGAUGCAGCCGACUUGGACUUAAUGACACCAACAGAAUGAACUGUUUCAUAUCAGGACUAAACGACGAGUUAAAAUCGCAUGUCAUUUUGAACCGCCCAACAACAUUUGAGGAAGCCGAAUCCUUGGCGCGCCUGAAAGAUACUGUCAGCAGAAGUACAAAAUGUGGCAAAGCAGAGUUACCUGCUCCAAAUAAUGUAAUAAAUCAGAUACAUGAUCUCCUAAAUGAGAAAAAAGCUUCAGAGAAACAAGUAGAAACAAUUUCUAAUGAUAACCUCAGAGAACGACAACGCCUAGCAGAGCUCGAGGGCCAAGUGCAACUUUUAAUGUCCACUAUUGACCGACCACGAGCAUCCACAGUAGCACCUAUUUCAACCAAUUAUCCCCCUGUUCAGACUCCCUCUACCCAGGAUAUCGACGCCAUGAAAAGGGAUAUCAUAGCAGCAGUUCGAGACGAAAUCAGGAAAGACACACCACAAAAUGCCCCAACAGACCGACAGGAUUUCAGCGUAGGAAACAGAUAUCCCCGGCGAGACAGCAGAGGACGAAACCUUCGAACAACGGACGGGCAGCCAAUCUGCAAUACCUGCCAAAGAGUUGGGCAUGUUGCAAGGUAUUGCAAGGAAGCAGGAGAGAGACUCCUCAACAGAUACCAUCUAGCUGGUGCAGCAUCCCUGGUAUGCCCAGACAUACAAGGAAAUAUCCCUUUCCGGUUACUAAAUCCAACUGAUGAGCCUGUUACAAUCUUCCGUGGUGCCACAUUAGGACAGUUCACACAAAAAGAUUUCGAGACCACACCUCUUACUGAUCCGCCCACCCCUAUGUCAUGUACAGGAUUACCCACGACAACUCAGAGAAGCACCUCACUACCUAUUAUCAACCCCUUGGCAAGCACAAUCCACCAAUCUGAUUUCGCUGAUCUGCAAGACCCACCUAGAACACCAACCCCACAAAGCCCAACUUCCGCUUCAGCCACGCCCUCUGAUUUUCCCAACCUGACCAACUCCGUGUUGUCUAACCCUGAGAAACAAGCCCUCUCAGAACUGCUUAUCGAAUACUCCGACGUCCUGUCUCAUUCAACCAAAAGCUUGGGUCGAACAAACCUGGUCCAACAUAGAAUUGAUGUCGGGCCUAGUCCCCCAAUUCGCCAACCUCCAUACAGGGCCCCCACACCAAACGACGAGAGAUUGAAAACCAUGUUCAAGAAAUGCUGCAUGCAAACUUGAUCCAACCUUCCAAUAGUCCGUGGAGUGCUCCAGUUGUCCUGGUCAAGAAAAAAGAUGGCUCAUCCCGUUUCUGUGUAGACUAUCGUAGGCUCAACUCGGUUACACGUAAGGACAGCUAUCCAAUUCCACGAGUAGAUGAUGCUUUAGAUGCUCUCUCUGGAGCCAAAUACUUCAGUACACUCGACCUUCGUAGCGGUUAUCAUCAAGUCGAAAUGGACAAAUCAUCUCAACAGUACACAGCCUUCGCCACGGCAUCGGGUUUGUACGAGUUCUGUGUGCUACCUUUCGGUCUGUGCAACGCGCCUUCCACCUUUCAACGCUUAAUGCACCAAGUACUCCAAGGAUUGGACGGGAACAUCUGCCUAAUAUAUCUGGAUGAUAUUAUCGUAUUUUCUUGCACAUUCGACGAACACCUUUCCCGCCUAAGAUUAGUUCUCGAUCGUCUACGAGCGGCUAACCUUACUUUGAAUCCGAGUAAGUGUUUCUUUGGCCAACAAUCUGUGUCUUUCCUUGGUCACCUUAUCUCCCAACAUGGGAUCCAACCUAACCCCGAGAAAACACAAUUGGUACGUGACUUCCCUCGUCCUCGAAGUGUAAAGGACAUUCGUGCUUUUAUUGGCCUUGCAAGUUACUACCGCCGGUUCGUGAAAGACUUUUCAUCAAUUGCCGCUCCCCUCACUCGGUUGACCAGAAAGAAUACCGCAUUUAAGUGGGAUGAGUCAUGUGAAAGAGCCUUUAAUUGCCUGAAGAACGCCCUGGUUACACCACC
Messenger RNA from Dendronephthya gigantea, 2658 nucleotides. RefSeq lists its product as uncharacterized. The coding region runs from base 225 to 1889 and encodes 554 amino acids. Lineage: Eukaryota; Metazoa; Cnidaria; Anthozoa; Malacalcyonacea; Nephtheidae. The transcript is spliced from 2 exons. The record is from RefSeq and is a predicted model, not a curated record.